This is a messenger RNA of Helianthus annuus (common sunflower), 961 nucleotides long. Its product is annotated as pectinesterase inhibitor 7. Gene Ontology annotation, molecular function: enzyme inhibitor activity. Gene Ontology annotation, biological process: negative regulation of catalytic activity. The coding region runs from base 40 to 687 and encodes 215 amino acids. NCBI's taxonomy places the organism in Eukaryota, Viridiplantae, Streptophyta, Magnoliopsida, Asterales, Asteraceae. The record is from RefSeq and is a predicted model, not a curated record. The transcript has a single exon.
GAACCAAUUAACAUUCUAUAAAACAACCACGACAAAAAAAUGGAAGUCCAACUGUCAACCAUGUUUUUCCUCUUAAUCUCAACGGUGGUCUUACCACGGUCAACCACCGCCGGCGAUGCUCUCCCACCCACCUCCGGCGAAGCUUUAGCACCCACACCGGCACCCGAACCCACAUCGGACGACACCGAAUACAUCCGUUCGUGUUGCGAAACAACCCGGUAUCCCGACACAUGUUUCGCCACCCUCUCCAACUACUCCGGCGCCGUCCGGCACGACAGCGGCCGCCUUGCCACGGUGGCAAUCCACGUGGCACUACACAACGCCACCCACAUGGCCAGAUACGUAUCCAACAUGUCCAGGCAACCGGAUUCCGGCAAAACAAGAGAAUUCGCGGCAUUAUGCGACUGCGAAUCCGUAUUCGAAGACGCGGUCGAUCAGAUUAAUAAAUCGAUUAAGGAAAUGAGGCAGUUGGGGUGGACCGGUGAGUCGGUCCGGUUCCAGCUCAGCAACGUGCAGACGUGGAUGAGUGCGGCGUUGACGAACGAGGACACGUGUAUGGAUGGGUUUGAAGGGGUGGCGGAUGGUGGUGUUAAGGCGGAUGUGUGUGGCCGUGUGGUGGCGGUUGAGCAGGUUACGAGUAAUGCUUUGGCGUUGGUUAACCGGUAUGCGGAUACUAUAUCGGUUUAGGGUUUAUCGACGGUUGUUAAUUAUGGGUUAACUGUCAAACCAAACUUUGAAUUUAUUUGUGUUGAUUUGUGUGUGUGAUGAGUGAAAUAGAUUCAUUGGGUGUCAACUGUCAAAUAUUUGUUUUAAUUAUAUAUUUUUGUAUAUGAUGAUGAUGAUGAAUUGUUGAUAAUGAUGAGUCUUCUGCCACAGAUUAAAUUGGUGUUUUUUUUUUAUUAUGAAUGUUGUGAUGUAACAAAAAGAAUAUUGUAUUUAUGUAUGUGAAAUUUGUGAGAUU